Messenger RNA from Vicia villosa (hairy vetch), 2320 nucleotides. RefSeq lists its product as uncharacterized. Gene Ontology annotation, biological process: CTP biosynthetic process; pyrimidine nucleobase biosynthetic process. The coding region runs from base 224 to 2005 and encodes 593 amino acids. The transcript is spliced from 22 exons. The record is from RefSeq and is a predicted model, not a curated record. Gene Ontology annotation, molecular function: CTP synthase activity; identical protein binding. NCBI's taxonomy places the organism in Eukaryota, Viridiplantae, Streptophyta, Magnoliopsida, Fabales, Fabaceae.
AUGUUUGGUUCUUCUUCACCCGCCGCCUGAAAACAACCAACAACAACAACAAAGGACUCCGACUCACUCACAAACCUUAUAACUCAUAACUCUAACUAUAACCAUACUCUUUCUUUCUCUUUUUUUUUUUCAUGCACAUUGCUUCUCAUUCAUUCACAUUCUCAAUACCCAGGUUAAGCAGCAGAAGAGGAUUUUUUUUUUUUUGGAGUAAAUUGAAGAAAAGAUGAAGUAUGUUUUAGUGACAGGUGGAGUUGUUAGUGGACUUGGAAAAGGAGUUACUGCUAGCAGCAUUGGAGUACUCCUUCAGGCUUGUGGCUUUCGAGUUACCUCUAUCAAAAUUGACCCCUAUCUGAACACGGAUGCAGGGACAAUGUCUCCUUUUGAGCAUGGUGAAGUUUUUGUCUUAGAUGAUGGUGGUGAGGUUGACCUUGACCUUGGAAACUAUGAACGUUUCUUGGACACCAAAUUAACCCGUGACAACAAUAUUACAACUGGAAAAAUUUAUCAGUCUGUUGUUGAGAAGGAAAGAAGAGGAGACUAUCUUGGCAAAACUGUCCAGGUUGUUCCACACAUUACUGAUGCCAUCCAAGAGUGGAUAGAACGUGUAGCACAGAUACCAGUGGAUGGAAAAGAAGGCCCUGCUGAUGUUUGUGUCAUUGAAUUGGGUGGAACUAUAGGCGACAUUGAAUCAAUGCCUUUUAUUGAAGCACUUGGCCAAUUUUCAUACCGUGUAGGCCCUAGCAACUUCUGUUUGGUUCAUGUGAGCCUUGUGCCUGUUCUCAGCGUUGUUGGUGAACAGAAAACCAAACCAACCCAGCACAGUGUUCGUCAACUUAGAGGGUUAGGGUUGGUCCCAAAUCUUCUUGCUUGUCGCAGUUCAAAGGAACUUGAUGAUAAUGUUAAGGGAAAACUUGCUCAAUUUUGUCAUGUGCCGUUAUCAAACAUACUCACUCUCUGUGAUGUUCCAAAUAUUUGGCACAUUCCUUUGCUCUUGCGAGACCAGAAGGCACAUGAGGCAAUCCUGAAAACAUUAAAUCUUCAAGGUGUUGCUACGGAGCCUAAUUUUACAGAGUGGAUCACUAGAACAAAAGUUUACGACACAUUUCAUGAAUCUGUUAGAAUUGCAAUGGUGGGCAAAUACACAGGACUUUCAGAUGCAUAUCUUUCUGUACUGAAGGCACUUAUGCACGCUUCUGUUGCUUACAACCGCAAGCUCAUAGUGGAUUGGGUUCGUGCUGAAGAUCUUGAAGAUGAUACGUUCAAAGGGAAUCCUGAUGCAUAUAAAACUGCUUGGAGUCUUUUAGAGGGUGCUAAUGGAAUUCUAGUUCCAGGAGGUUUUGGUGAUAGAGGAGUGAAAGGGAAAACUCUCGCUGCGAAGUAUGCUCGAGAAAACAGUGUUCCAUAUCUCGGCAUUUGCUUGGGGAUGCAAAUUGCUGUCAUUGAAUUUGCAAGAUCUGUUCUAGGUCUCCCUAAUGCUAAUAGCACGGAGUUUGAUCCUGAAACUGGAAACCCCUGUGUCAUAUUUAUGCCAGAGGGUUCAAAGACUCAUAUGGGGGGAACUAUGCGUCUUGGUUCAAGGAGAACUUACUUCCAAGUUGCUGACUCCAAAUCAGCCAAAUUGUAUGGCAAUGCAAGCUUUAUUGAUGAGCGACAUCGUCAUAGAUAUGAGGUUAAUCCUGACAUGAUAUCACACCUUGAGACUGCUGGUCUAUCUUUUGUUGGCAAAGACGAAACUGGGAGGCGUAUGGAGAUAGUUGAAAUACCCGGUCAUCCUUUCUUUAUUGGUGCUCAGUUUCACCCAGAGUUUAAGUCAAGACCAGGGAAACCUUCUCCACUAUUCUCAGGAUUAAUAGAAGCAGCAUGUGAGAGGAGGCUUUUGUCAAAAAGCAAAGGAAAUGCAAACGCAACCAAUGGAAUAGCGUCGAAAGCGCAGAAUGGAAAUGGGUUAAAAUCUUCCAAUGGUUCCUUGAAUGGCAAUGGCAUUUAUGUUGAUGGGGGAGUUUAGUAAUUUUGGUUUUGUCCAAACACAUUUGUUGUGUUUGGUUAGCUUGUACAGUUUGAAUGGUUGGUUAGAUAAGUUUGAGCUCUAUCUAUAUAUAUAUAGCUUUUGUUUCCAGCAUGAAGCAAAUUUUGGAUGUAACUGCUUUUGCUGUCAAAGCAUAUAUAGGGGCUAAAGCUUAAGGAUAAAAUCUUUGUUUUGUUUUUCAGAAUGGAUUAAAAUAAAAUAGUAGUGGUUUUUUCCUUGUAAUGAAUAAUGUGAUGAGUUUUGAAAACAAUUUCUCCUUACUUUACAGGGGAAAAACCACUUUCAUUUUCUUCA